UCCUCUUCCUGUCCGCGUCCGGGAGCCACCGCGCCCCCUGCAAUCCUGCGCUUCGCGUAGUCUGAGCCUUGCGACCCCGCAGCCACCGCGCUCCCCGGAAUCUUGAGCCUCGCAUACCCAGAGCCCUCGGCCACCGCGCCCUCUCCAGACUCCUGGCGUCUGCAGGCCAGCGUCCAAACGGCAGAGAGCGCCGUUUUCCUCCGUUCCACCGUGCCAUGGCCGCCCCUGACCUGUCCACCAACCUCCAGGAGGAGGCCACCUGUGCCAUCUGCCUCGACUACUUCACGGACCCGGUGAUGACUGACUGCGGCCACAACUUCUGCCGUGAGUGUAUCCGUCGCUGUUGGGGUCAGCCUGAGGGCCCGUACGCCUGCCCCGAGUGCCGCGAGCUGUCCCCGCAGCGGAACCUGCGGCCCAACCGCCCGCUCGCCAAGAUGGCCGAGAUGGCGCGGCGCCUGCACCCGCCGUCGCCUGUCCCGCAGGGCGUGUGCGCCGCGCACCGCGAGCCGCUGGCCUCUUUCUGCGUUGAUGAGCUGCGCCUGCUGUGCGCAGCCUGCGAGCGCUCCGGGGAGCAUUGGACGCACCGUGUGCGCCCGCUGCAGGACGCGGCCGAGGACCUCAAGGGCAAGCUGGAGAAGUCCCUGGAGCACCUGCAGAAGCAAAUGGAGGACGCACUGCUGUUCCAAGCCCAGGCGGAGGAGACCUGCGCCCUGUGGCAGAAGAUGGUGGAAAGCCAGCGGCAGAACGUGCACGCGGAGUUUGAGCGGCUGCGCCGCCUGCUGGCAGAAGAGGAGCAGCGCCUGCUGCAGAGGCUAGAGGAGGAGGAGCUGGAGGUGCUACCCCCGCUGCGAGAGAGCGCAGCACGGCUGGGGCAGCAAAGCGCCCAGCUGGCCGAGCUUGUCGCUGAGCUGGAGGGGCGCUGCCAGCUGCCAGCACUGGGGCUGCUGCAGGACAUCAGGGACACCCUGCGCAGGGUCCAGGACAUGAAGCUGCAGCCACCCAAGGUGGUGCCUAUGGAGAUGAGAACAGUGUGCAGGGUCCCAGGUCUGGUGGAGGUCCUGCAGAGGUUCCGAGGGGAUGUAACGCUGGAUCCUGAUACUGCCAACCCUGAGCUAGUCCUGUCAGAGGACAGGCGAAGUGUACGGCGGGGGGACCUGCGGCAGGCUCUGCCCGAUAGCCCUGAGCGCUUCGACCCUGGGCCCUGCGUGCUGGGCCGGGAGCCCCUGACCUCCGGCCGCCACUACUGGGAAGUGGAGGUGGGUGAGCGGGCCAGCUGGGCCCUGGGUGUCUGUAGAGAGAAUGCCAACCGCAAGGAGAAAGGCGAGCUCUUCGCCGGCAACGGCUUCUGGAUCCUGGUAUUCCUGGGGGGCUUCUACAACUCCUCUGAGCCGGCCUUUGCCCCGCUGCGUGACCCACCCCGGCGUGUGGGCAUCUUUCUGGACUACGAGGCCGGGCAGCUGUCCUUCUACAGUGCCACCGAUGGGUCGCUUCUUUAUGCCUUCCCUGAGACACCCUUCUCCGGGACACUACGGGCCCUCUUCUCUCCACUGUCCAGCAGCCUGACCCCCAUGACCAUCUGCCGGCCCAAGGGCGGGCCUGGGAAUGGGUUAGCUCCCCAGUGAGUGGUCCUCUCACGCCCUUGUCUUGCCUUUGGAUCUUCGGGAAGCCAUGUGAAAGUGAGUGCUGGGCCAGCAAUACCCUCACUUGGGGUACCCUCCACAGCCAUUGGUUGUUGAGACCCUGUCAUCAGUGCAUCACUCACAGUCCUCAGAGGCAAGCCUGGGGCCCUGGCAGCUCGCUUCUAGGAGCCCAGUCAGCCUGGCUGGUCUAGGUUGAGGCAUCACGGCCUGUUUAACUUUCUGGGGCUGCAGUCUGAGCCUGAUCGUGAAGCCACGUCUCUGGUCAUAGAAGAUGGGCUGGAUGUGGGAUCUGGUCAUAGAAGAUGGGCUGGAUGUGGUUGCCUCAUUAGGGUACAGCAGUCCUCAGGAGGGGACGUGGGGGAAGCCACAGGAAGGGCCCUGGGAGCAAAAGGUGACCAGUGAGGGGCCAAGGUCCUCAGGUCCUUCAGCAUGGACCCCUCAGGGCUUCUAAGGAAUGUUCCUUUCCACCCAGAGGUGAGCAAGGGUUUGGGAAUGAUGCUCUGGCCCUGCCUGAGGGAGGGGUGAGGCUACAGAGGGCCCCACUUGCAGAAUCCAGGAUUUGUUUUUUGGUGCUUCUUCACAGGAAGGUGUGGUGCAGCAUCUCUGCACACUGAGACUUCACCUGUUGUAAGGACCAUCCUUGCAAUAAAUAAACUAACUGUUGUUUGA
Messenger RNA from Pteropus alecto (black flying fox), 2309 nucleotides. RefSeq names its product tripartite motif containing 11 (gene TRIM11). Bases 216 to 1622 code for a protein of 468 amino acids. Gene Ontology annotation, molecular function: zinc ion binding; protein binding. Lineage: Eukaryota; Metazoa; Chordata; Mammalia; Chiroptera; Pteropodidae. The transcript is spliced from 6 exons. The record is from RefSeq and is a predicted model, not a curated record.